AUGAACAAGAAAAAUAAUAUUAUUCUUAUAUCAAAUUAUAGGAUGCAUCCCAGAUACUACUCCCAUUUAUCUAAGAGCUUUAUUACUACAGAUAUGUUAACAUUAAAAAUAUAUAGUAAAAGAGAGAACAAAAAUAUAUUAUAUUUUCUUAUAAAAUUUUUUAUAUUUACCUUUUUAAUUUGGAUAUCGCAAUGUUCUAAUAAUUGGAAUACUUAUGAAACGUGGAAUUAUGAAAAUAACUUAAAAAAUAUAUUAAAUUUAGGAGAUAAAAGAGCAUUAGCAGAAAGUAACGAUACAAUAAAACAAAAAAAAGGAUUACAAUGCCAUGGACAACAGGGUAUGAUGACAAUAAAUUUAGAAUCAAACAAUGAGCAAAUUGAAAUAGAGCAGAAUCUAAAUGCAGAACAUGAAGAUGAAAUAGAGACAAAAGAGAAAAAUAAAAAAGUAAAACUUACUGAGAAAAUUUUAAGCAAAUGCAAAAAUAAUUUAAAACUAGUUGCUUCAUCCUUUGCAUUUUUCUCCUCUCUUUUUUUGGUUUCAUUAAUUAUUGCAAGUCAAUUCACUUAUAAUGUACCAUUUCAUAAUUUUUUUUACGUAUUGCCUUCUUUAUCUCUUGUAAUAAUUUCAAUUAUUUUGACACAUGAAAGGAUUGAAAUAAAAUAUAAAAAUAAAUUUUAA
Molecule: messenger RNA, 678 nt
Organism: Plasmodium relictum
Lineage: Eukaryota; Apicomplexa; Aconoidasida; Haemosporida; Plasmodiidae
Product: fam-h protein
Exons: 2
Coding region: 1-678 (225 amino acids)
Source: RefSeq, a predicted model, not a curated record